AUGGAGACUCUCUUUGCCACAAGUAUCUAUGAAAAUAUUCGCUUGGGUAAAGAAAAUGCAACGAAAGCUGAAAUCGAAGAAGCAGCACGUCAAGCCAAUGCGCAUGAUUUCAUUAUGCAAUUACCGGAUAAAUACGAAACACUGGUUGGUGAGCGUGGUGUUCAGCUAAGUGGAGGUGAAAAGCAACGUAUAGCUUUGGCCCGUGCUCUCGUAAAACAACCUAUCUUGCUUUUGUUGGACGAAGCAACAAAUGCUCUUGAUAGUGCCAAUGAACAGAUCAUCCAAGAAGCACUUGAUAAAGCUUGCAAAGAUCGGACAACUAUUGUUAUUGCUCAUCGUUUGGCAACAAUUCAAAAUGCACAUCGAAUUUAUGUGUUAAAUGAUGGGCAUAUCAUCGAACAAGGUACACACGAGACACUGAUGGCACAAGAAGGAAGUCAAUAUCGUAAAAUGAUGAAAGCUCAACAAGAAGAAAGAACAGAAAAGGAUAUAGAUGAAAGAACGAGCGAUGCACAAAUAGAAGAUGAUGACCGAAAACAAACAUCUGAAUGCUCUCAGCAUCAUAGUCAUAAUGAACUUGACGAUGAAGUUAAAUACGUUUCAUUUGCUGUAUCGGGCUCCAAGUUGACGCAACGCAUUUGUGCUAAAGCUUUCGCACAUUAUCUCCGUCAGGAAAUGGCGUUCUUUGAUCUUCUUGAAAAUAGUCCUGGAGCUAUUUUGAAUCGUCUUUCAUCUGAUGGUUUGGCUGUUCAGCAGAUGGUUGGCACUCGUCUUGGCAUCGUUUGUGAAUCAGUUGCAACGUUUGGAAUUAGUAUGGCUAUUGGAUUUCUCUUCACUUGGCAAUUAACAUUAACUCUGUUCUUUAUUAUUGUCUUUUUUUUUGUUUUUGCAUUCAUGCAAAUACGUUGGCAAGCACGAUUGAACAAACUUUCUGAUUGUAUUGUUGGAUCAGCAAGUUCGGUAAGACGAACAUUUUGA
This is a messenger RNA of Rotaria sp. Silwood1, 978 nucleotides long. NCBI's taxonomy places the organism in Eukaryota, Metazoa, Rotifera, Eurotatoria, Philodinida, Philodinidae. The record is from the annotation of a GenBank genome assembly.